AACGCGCAGGCGUAAAAAGUUAAGUGUUUCUAUCUGCACCAGAAAGGGAAGGGGGAUUUAAAACCAGGCUGACAAAAAUUAGAAGGGUUGGAAAUUCUCCAUAUCCACAAUCAAUUGUUUUAUCGAAGUUAGUUAGCUAUAUGUUUAGAAUAUUUACCCGGUCGCUAGUGCAUAAAAUUAUGCUUACUAAUUUUAGCUAGCAAGAAAGUUGCUUAAUUGUUGGCUACAAAGAAAGCGAACUUGUCUAAAUUUGUAUUUAUAGAGGAAUAUCUAGCGUUUAACUAUAAUGCAAUCAAUGAUUGUUGACAUUAUAUUUAUACAAUUUAGCUGGCUAGACAUUCUGCACGUGACAACUGAUUUUGGAACGUUGGAUCACAUCAAACAAUAAUAAAACGGAGAUAGCUAGCGUACUAUCUAGCUUGUUAGCACGCUAGCUAGCUAGCUUCCGUGCUUGUUAGCUAGUUGUUCGACCAGCGUGCACAUUACCUCCGUUACUUUGUGGAUUCUUCUAUCAAGAUCAUUAACUUGACCUCGUUAAUUUUGUACAGUGGAUCUGUAUAUAUUUGUUUUGGAACCAGCUAGCAGUUGGCUAAUGAUGGGGCCCCGACAUAGUUAGCCAUCUGAUACAAAUCAUGGGAGGAUGUGUUGGGAGAGAACGCGAGGACACACAGGGCCACGGUUCAUCCAGGAGCGGUGGAAGGACACACCGAAAACGUGGAGGUCGCAAUGAGCCCCUCAAGAAGGACAAGCCCAAGUGGAAGAGUGACUACCCCAUGACAGAGGGCCAGCUCCGCAGUAAGAGGGAUGAGUUCUGGGACACGGCCCCGGCCUUCGAGGGACGCAAGGAGAUAUGGGACGCCCUGAAGGCGGCCACUGUGGCCCUGGAGUGCAACGACCACGAGCUGGCCCAGGCCAUAGUGGAUGGAGCCAGCAUCACACUGCCUCACGGGUCCCUGACAGAGUGUUAUGACGAGCUAGGUAGCUGCUACCAGCUGCCCGUCUACUGCCUGGCCCCUCCGGUCAACCUGAUCACCGAGCGCAGCGACGAGGACCCCAGUGACAACCCCGAGCCGACCACCGCCCCCAAGAAAGAGUUCCAGCUCAAGGUGCGCCUCUCCACGGGCAAGGACCUGCGCCUUAGCGCCAGCAUGGCCGACCCCAUCGGGCAGCUGAAGAAGCAGCUUCAGGCCCAGGAGGACAUCGACACGGCCCACCAGCGCUGGUUCUUCUCGGGCAAGCUGCUCACGGACAAGACCCGCCUGCAGGACACCAAGAUCCAGAAGGACUUUGUCAUCCAGGUCAUCGUCAACCCGCAAGCCCCCAUUAACUAGGUCCCAGAUGAGAGUAGGAGUGAAGAGGAGGCGUGAUGGAGAGACCGGACUGGAUAAGAGGAACCCUGGAUAAUGGCUUUACCGCUGCUCUUUACAGCGGAGAGGUGAUUUGGGGAAUUAUAAGAGAUGAGUAACAGAAGGGAGAGACUCCAAAGUGCUGCUUUUCAAUGUCUACCAUUAAAGAGUGUGAUAUAUAUUUUUGAAUGCGUGACUUCAAUGUGGGAGGGUUGGUUGGUCGAUUUGAUUGAUCUAGCCAGACCACUCACUCUGAGAAGGGUGUUCUGUGUCACUCACCACACUAACUCUGGGGUCACACUGUCCACUGAGACCUCUACCCUCCUCCCCCUGCAAAAAUGACCCAACCCAAAUCACAGCAGAAUUGCUACCCCCCCCAGAUGUGAGACACUGCAGGUGGGAACUGCAUGGCAUGUGCAAGGGGUCUGCGCCUGCACUAACAGUAACUAAGUGCCAAUAUAAAUCGCAGAGUAAUUUGGAUCGGUUGUAAAGCACAUAUUCCCCCCCCCCCCGGCAUAGAUUCCUACCAUGAUCCUCCCUCAAGUGAAAUACAAACUAUUUUUCCUAUUCUUUUAAUAAGCUUUUUUUGCACACUUGAUUAUACUUGCGUAGUAGUUUGUGUGCCUUCAAGGAAGAAAGCGAAACAAUAUCCUAGGGGGAAAACUCUAGUUUUACUGCUGAAGUCUUCUGUCUCUAGAUUCAGGAAUAAUCUUUUCAUAGAUCUCGAAAAAUCCGAAGUAUACCGCUGCCUUUUUCGAUCAUUUGUCUUGUUUGUUGUUGAAGUUCAAAUUGACUGUGGUGUUUUCAUGGCUCUUUUCCACGUGCUGUCCCCCACAUCUCUUUUUAUUUUUUGUAUGUACUGUAAAGUGACAAUGAUUAGAGCCCCGCCCUCAUGCUGUGCCACAUAACAACCCCGAGGUGAAAUGUGAAGAUGAUUGGAGUAUGCCUCUGUUUUUAAUAUACACUGAGUGUACAAAACAUUAGGAACACCGUCCUAAUAUUUUGUUGCCCCCCCCCCCCCCCCCCUUUGCAGCCUCAAUUCGUCAGGACAUGGCGUCUACAAGUUGUUCAAAUGCUGGCCCAUGUUGACUCCAAUGCUUCCCACAGUUGUGUCAAAUUGGCUGGAUGUCCAUUGGGUGGCAGAACAUUCUUGAUACACACAGGAAACUGUUGAGCGUGGAAAAACCUAGCAGCAUCGCAGUUCUUGACUCAAACCGGAGUGCCUGGUACCCCGUUCAAAGGCACUUAAAUCUUUUGUCUUGCACAUUCACCUUCUGAAUGAUACGCGAACCCAAUCCAUGUCUCAAGGCUUUAAAACAAAUCCUUCUUUUAAGCGGUCUUCUCUCCCUCCAACCUGUCUCCUCAUCUACACUGAUUUUGAACUGGAUUUAACAAGUGACGUCAAUAAGGGAUCAUAGUUUUCGCCUGGUCAGUCUCAUGGAAACAGCAGGUGUUCCCAAUGUUUUGUACACUCAUGGAAGUGUACAAAAUAUGCUUGUCUGUCUCAGGUGGCACCUCACUGACCCCGAGGUGCUCCUUUCUCCUUCAUAUCUGUCCUUUUGCUUUUCUACCUCGCUCUCUCUCUAUCCCUCUAAGCACUUUGGGGGGCCCCCUCCCUCCCCCCAUAACCUGAGGCUUCACUAGCAGGGUGGUCAAGCUAAUUUUGGAUCCCCUUGUAUCCGGCUGUCGAAGCGGAUUCUGAGCCCCAGCCAGCCAACCCAGCGUAAAGUUAGCUGACCAGAGCUUAGUCCAUUCAGCACACAGACCGUAAUCCAUCCCCUUCCUCCCACACAAACAAAAGACAGGCCAAGCUGACUCUCUGAGCAGUAGCUGCCCCAGUAUGCCUCCUGAGCCUGGGCUGCCACAGGGAUGGCAAGGGGGUAGGAGUUGUUUCCCUUAACCACCAGACCCCCAAUCCUAACCUUAACCAUUAGGGAGGAUGAAAACUAUCUGACCCUGUAUGAGGGGUUAGAAGCGUCUUAUCUUUUAACUGCUCUGUGGGGAUGAUCGAGGGGCGAGGAUGUCUUUGCAGGAGGGUACCCAACAAACUGCUGCUGCUCACUCAUUUGACUGCAGGCCAGAUCGCGAAGAAGCAAACCAGACGGUAGUGAAGUUCAAUUCCCCUCUAGCCUUAAUGUGGCCUAAAAAAAUCAAAACAUAGAACACCGUACUUGUUGGUGGACGGUUACGCUGGAGAUGGAAAGACCUGUACCGUGCUAUUGUCAUCGUGGUUACCCAAUCAUUUUAGGUUUUUAUUUUUGUCUGCACAGGCAUCCUUUGAACGUCAUCCAUUUAGCUUCAACGGUUGAUUUCAUACCGUGCUGGGAAUAUAUUGAACAUUUUAUGCAAACUUGAAUAAGCAUUUCUCUGAACUUAACAAUGUAUUUAUGUGCAAUACAGACUAGACCUUGAUUCGUCCCACAUUUCAUAUGUAGCAUUAGCUAUGACUAUUGUAAACGUUCUCAAACACAGAACUUCACGUAGGAGCCUGCUAUGUUCAGAUUGCUUUGUCAUUGAACAAUCAACUUUCUUUGACCUUGUCCAGAGUUUCAUAUCGCUUUUGUCUCUGUUUGAAAUGUUGCCCCUUCUAGAAAAGUAUUUCAAAUGGCAACAUCUUUCUUUUAAUGGCAUGACUAUGAUAAUCAUGUACUCUCUGUGAAUUGGCUUCGGCCCCUGAGGUUAGCACAUCAUUUGGGCUCCUAAGACCUACCUUUGCAAUAGAGCCUCUUUUUUUUUACAAUCUCGACCCAUGUUCUGUUAGCUGGAAUCUCGACCCGUGUUCUGUUAGCUGGGUUGUUACGCUUUUCUCCGAAUGUGGCUCAAAUGUUGGCUUCAACUAUGGUCAUUUUGUAGGCGUAUGAGAGCUGCAACAAGAUACGCCGGUUUAACAUCAAGGUACAAUCCCUACACGAGACAGCAUAAAAAUAUAAACCUCACUGUAAUCAAUGUGAGGGAUCUGCUCGAUACUGCCAGUAAGGACGAAUCUGAUACCACAGAGCAUUGACAUCACACAAGGGCCGUGGUUCGAGCCAGGCCAGGGGAGCAGGAGAGCGAGGAAUAAAGAGACUUCUUUGUUACUUCUGAGACCUGUGAACCUCCCAUCACUGCAGUUGGACAUUUUCAACAACUGUCUAGGAAGGAUCCCUUAUGCAGACAAUUAAUCAGACACUAUGUUUUCGGGUUUUAGUAAGAACGUGCGAGUAUAUUUGUAUGUACUAUAUGCCUAAUACACGUUUGAUCAUUUGGGGUUCAGGUCAGGAGUUUCAUUUGUGUCUUUCUGUAGUGUCCAUAGUCAUCGUAUUUAGUUAUGGUACACAGGUGGACUCAAUUAUACAGUGGACUAAAGCAAGCAGGUAAAAAGCCAUAUGGCCACAGAUAUUUAUUUGGGUUUAUUUUGUGGACUACUAAAGGACACAAUGUAGACUGCUUUGUUUUCCUCUCGAACCUCCGAUACUAAGAAGCCAUUGCAUUUUAAUGAAGCGUUUUUCACCGGGGUGAAUCGAGAGGCACGCCCUUCCUCCACAGCUCAAAGCAGAAACAUGCUAAUUGCGCUUUUGAUGAUGUCAAUGAGGAUAUAGCCGUAUAAAGAUCUGUAUAUUUAGUCAUUUUGAAAAAUAAGUGAUUUAUUAGGAGAUUUCUGAUAAUUAAAUAUGCCUAUGACUUGUUUUACAAGUGACGUGUACAUUUAUAAGCUGAUUUCAUUUUCAACCUUAUUUUUAACUGUCAAAUAAAAUUAUUGGAAAAAUAAA
Molecule: messenger RNA, 5095 nt
Organism: Salvelinus fontinalis (brook trout)
Lineage: Eukaryota; Metazoa; Chordata; Actinopteri; Salmoniformes; Salmonidae
Product: ubiquitin domain-containing protein 1
Exons: 3
Coding region: 633-1331 (232 amino acids)
Molecular function (GO): protein binding
Source: RefSeq, a predicted model, not a curated record